AUGGUCGAGAUCUCCAUCCCCGGUAACUACGGAUACGCCAUCGCCGUGUCACUCGGCGUGAUCCCUGUCCUCGGCUUCAUCCACGGCGUCCUCGUCGGUUCGUGCCGGAAGGCUGCUGGGGUGCCAUACCCCCACGCCUACGCCAGCAUUGAGCAAUGCAAAGCCAACCCCAAAGCCCACCAAUUCAAUUGCGCCCAGCGCGCUCACGGCAACUUCCUCGAGAAUGCGCCUCAGACGAUGCUGUCGAUCCUGGUCGCCGGCGUCAAGUAUCCUCAGGCUGCGGCGGGCCUAGGCGCGGCCUGGGUUGUUUUUCGUACCCUCUACAUGCUGGGCUAUAUCUACAGCGAUAAGCCGAACGGAAAUGGACGGUACAACGGUAUGUUGUGCUGGUUCGCCCAAGCGGGCCUUUGGGGUCUGAGUGCCUUUGGCGUUGCCGGCGAUUUGAUGUAA
This is a messenger RNA of Aspergillus mulundensis, 450 nucleotides long. Its product is annotated as MAPEG family protein. NCBI's taxonomy places the organism in Eukaryota, Fungi, Ascomycota, Eurotiomycetes, Eurotiales, Aspergillaceae. The transcript is spliced from 3 exons. Bases 1 to 450 code for a protein of 149 amino acids. Gene Ontology annotation, cellular component: endoplasmic reticulum; nuclear envelope; membrane. The record is from RefSeq and is a predicted model, not a curated record. Gene Ontology annotation, molecular function: glutathione transferase activity; glutathione peroxidase activity.